AUGGUACGAUCAAUAAUAUAUACUUAAGAUUGCAUUUUAUAACAAGCUUUUAUAUGAAAGUGAUGGUGCUCCCAAAAAACAAAAUCAUCCACAAAUAUAUUGGCAUUCUUAAAAAAAUUUUAGGAGCAUAAGCCAAAUGAUGAGUUAAAAUUUCUAUAUAGUCUUAUGA
Messenger RNA from Paramecium sonneborni, 169 nucleotides. The record is from the annotation of a GenBank genome assembly. Lineage: Eukaryota; Ciliophora; Oligohymenophorea; Peniculida; Parameciidae.